Globicephala melas (long-finned pilot whale) is the source of this 647-nucleotide messenger RNA. RefSeq names its product mitochondrial elongation factor 1 upstream open reading frame (gene MIURF). The record is from RefSeq and is a predicted model, not a curated record. NCBI's taxonomy places the organism in Eukaryota, Metazoa, Chordata, Mammalia, Artiodactyla, Delphinidae.
GACCGGAAGUCCUCCAGCCCCCGCCUGCCUCCAGGCUCCCUUUGGUCCCACUCCUCAGCUCCGUGCGCAAGGUCGUGUCCCGGAAGUGAAGGGGCCAUGUUGGUGGGUGACCCCAGGAGAGAUACCGGGCGAGAGGCGAAUCCCGAGGAGUGGAAGCGUGCGCGGUCCGCAGCCUGACGCCCAGCCCCUGUCAGUCCCCCAUGGCCCCAUGGAGCCGAGAGGCGGUGCUGAGUCUCUACCGGGCUCUGCUGCGCCAAGGCCGAGAGCUUCGCUACACUGAUCGAGACUUCUACUUUGCCUCCAUCCGCCGUGAGUUCCGGAAAAAUCAGAAGCUAGAGGAUCCUGAGGCCCGGGAGAGGCAGCUGGAAAAGGGCCUGGUAUUCCUCCACAGCAAACUGGGAGGGAUUAUUUAGAAUCCUCUCCUUUCCCCUCCCAUCCUAAUUCCAAGGGAAAGAGGACAAAAGUGCCUUCCAUAGACACGCCUGCCUCUCUCCCACCGCCACCUCACAGAUGCGGUGAGCAAUGGCAGGCGCUGGUGAGCGCAAAAGCAAGAAGGAUGAUAAUGGCAUCGGGACGGCCAUUGAUUUUGUGCUCUCCAAUGCCCGGCUGGUGCUGGGGGUGGGUGGAGCAGCCAUGCUGGGCAUUGC